This is a messenger RNA of Gilbertella persicaria, 1075 nucleotides long. RefSeq names its product ribosomal protein S12/S23-domain-containing protein. The coding region runs from base 341 to 874 and encodes 177 amino acids. The transcript has 3 exons. Gene Ontology annotation, biological process: translation. Gene Ontology annotation, cellular component: ribosome; small ribosomal subunit. Gene Ontology annotation, molecular function: structural constituent of ribosome. The record is from RefSeq and is a predicted model, not a curated record. NCBI's taxonomy places the organism in Eukaryota, Fungi, Mucoromycota, Mucoromycetes, Mucorales, Choanephoraceae.
CACUUGCAUCUCUUACCAAAAAUAAUUGAAGUGGCGUGCUUUGAAAAUAAAAUAGAGUAUUGUACAGUUCAAGAAUAAGGCAUCCCUCUUAUGUCCAAACAUUUUAAGCGGUCUUUAAACAGCUAUUUAGCUGUACAAGAUAAACAAAGAAAGCCAGGCGUCAAGCGAACAACAACUCUAGAAAUCAACUUUGUCAAAAAGAUUUUAUUCAAUAUAGCUUGAAACGUUUGGACAUUAGGAAGAUGUCCCAAUCCCCGGAGACGGAGUUUAAAACAAAAGCCCUGGUCAGUCUCUCACAAAAUUUUCUUUUUUUUCGCUAGUUUGACAUUACUUGAAAAAGAUGCAAGCUUUUCGCUCAUUAUUAAAGACAGCAUGGAAGCCUUUGACCAGCACAAAUAGCUUAUUGCCAACCCGAUCUUUAAUGACACAAUCUACUAUUCUUAGUCAAUUAAAGCCUACUACUUGGACACCUAUUCAACAACAACAAAAGGCUGGUAUGGCCACCUUGAAUCAAGUCAUCAAAAAAUGCCGUAAAUCAAAGGCCAAGUUGAGUAAAACACCAGCUCUCGAAGGAUGUUAUCAACGUAAAGGCGUUUGUAAUAAAGUCUAUACAACAAAGCCCAAGAAGCCCAACUCAGCUGUUAGAAAAGUAGCCCGUGUCAAGUUGACAAACGGUAAGGUUGUCACUGCCUAUAUUCCUGGUGAAGGACACAAUUUGCAAGAACACUCUGUUGUUUUAGUGCGUGGCGGUCGUGUGCCUGAUCUUCCUGGUGUGCGUUAUCAUCUUGUGCGUGGUGCAUUGGAUCUUCAAGGUGUUGCUACUAGAACUACCAGUAGAUCUAAAUACGGAACCAAAAAGCCUACCAAGAACUAGAACACAUGCAUGCAAAAUGAAGAGAUAUGUGAUUAGGACUCUACAAAACCUUGAUGUAUAUUAGUAUAUGGUUCAUUUCUCUAUCUUUUUUAGAUCUGCAACAUUUCUCAUUCUGUAACUCAUUCAUAUUAUUAAAGAAAAAAAAAUAAAGCUAGAAACGCUUUUGAGAUGAUGAAUGUUCUUAUUUAGUAGGGGUUUCUU